Papaver somniferum (opium poppy) is the source of this 665-nucleotide messenger RNA. Its product is annotated as guanosine deaminase-like. Lineage: Eukaryota; Viridiplantae; Streptophyta; Magnoliopsida; Ranunculales; Papaveraceae. Gene Ontology annotation, biological process: purine nucleoside catabolic process. Bases 330 to 665 code for a protein of 111 amino acids. The record is from RefSeq and is a predicted model, not a curated record. The transcript has 4 exons. Gene Ontology annotation, molecular function: guanosine deaminase activity.
GAUGGGGAUAAGCUUAUUGAAUUGCCAAUUUGGUUCUGAAAAUAAUUAAAAAAAUGUUGAAUUCAGCACUAUAUUAUGAAAUGUAGAUCUGUACAUAAGAAGUUACGUAUUUCAGCUCAAGUUGCUUAAUUCCAGUGGUUGACAUCUAAUCUCUCCCAGCCACUGUUCAUAUUUCAGCCAUGGAAGAUGCAAAUGUUGGACAGGAUACCGAUCACGAGUUCUUGAAAUAAUCAGUUGAAGAAGCAUACGAGGCUGUCAAUACAAAAGAUGGAUAUCCCUUUGGCGCAGUUAUUGUUCGGAAUGCUGAAGUAGUCGUAAGUUGUCACAACAUGGCUCGUAAAUACAAAGAUCCAACUGCCCACUCUGAGAUGAUUGCUAUUCGAAUGGCCUGUGAGAAGCUAGACACAUUUACGCUGUCUGACUGUGAGAUAUAUGCCUCUUGUGAGCCUUGCCCAAUGUGCUUUGCUGCAAUUCAGUUUACUAGCAUUAAGAGGUUAGUUUAUGGAGCAAGAGCAGAAGCGUUAGCACCCAUGGGGUUUGGUAAUUUCAUUUCGGAUGCAUUGAGGGGUACCACUGCAUUUGAGAAAGCCAAUUUGGAGAUCAAGAAAGCUGAAGGUGAUGAUGCUAUCAUGGCAGAACAGGUGUUGCUAUCAUGGACGAAUUGA